UAUGUCUUGUGGUGAAGAACAGGGGGUUGGUAAUGAGCUGAUGGCAGGUCAACGGAGGAUGACGACAGGUGGGCGUAUGCACAUACGUGUAUCAUAAAGUAGAAACUAAUAUAUUUGAUUUUUCUUAUGUCCGGCCAAGGUUAAUAUGGGGGUGUUUGGGUUAGCUUAUUUUGGAAUUGGCCUUAAUGGUACAAUGUUAUGGAGGUGAUGGUAAGAGUUUGAGAUCUUUAAGAUUUAUGGACGGUUGACAUACCGUCUCAGGAAGGCUCAUUCAGGUAUGUUGAGGUCGUUUUAAACGUCGUUAAAUAAAAAUAAAGGUUUGUAGGUCGUAUUAAUUGAAUUCAAAUUCAAAUGAAUUCUAUGUUUGUGUAAAUGAAUUCAAUUAAAGUAAACGAAAUCAUUGACUGGUCACUGUCAUCGUAUUUAUGAUUACUCCUCUCUUCGCCCCUAGCAACCACCCCUACUACCAUCUCCACCUUGGACACUGUCAUCAUCCAGUCACCACCACUAUCCCGCCUCUUCGACUACCACCUCCAUCGUGUCGUCAACCUCGCCACCCCACCACUGUCAAGUGGUGUUGAUGGCGAACGAAGGCUACGGAGACGGUGUUCAAGGUGGGGGAGGGUGGGGUUGUGGGCCCGCAAAGAUGACGUGGGGUGGUCAAGUACGCACGUCGGGUUCACACAUUAAAAAAGAUAAACCAAUUAUAUUUCGAAUAUAUAAUAAAUGUAUGUUAGUUAUAGUAACAUUCGUUGUUAAAAAAUAAAAUAGUAAUUGUAAUUUUUAGGUAAGUUACUAAGUUCUAUAAUUGAUACGUAAGUUACUAAGUUCUUAUCAUAAUUUAAAAAAUAUAGUAAAAUGCAAUUUUACCCCCUGGGGUUUUACCCCGCUGACACUCUUACCCCCUAAAACCAAAAUCCUCUUGUCCUACCCCCGGAUGAUUCCAAAUGUAAUCAACCUUGGCCCAUCUGUCAUCUUAACGUUAACUUUACCAUUUGAAUUUCGUGAAAUGACCAAAUUACCCUUCUUAAUUCUUUAAAACCUUAAUUUCUAUAUACAUUUUCCCCAAACCACCUGCAGACCUAUUUAAGUUCUUCGUUGAUCAAGACCAAUGUCUGGAUGUUCUUCCAAUGUGUAUCGUUCCAAAGCGAGAAUGAUGAAAAUCGAGCCGUGUGACAUAAUUUGUGCAUGUGGUGGCCAAACACUAUACAAAGAGUCUGAGUCGAAGGCAAAUAUGGGUUGUCGGUAUUUGCGCUGUUUAGGAGGAUGUGGCUUUCUUAGAUGGGUUGAUGUUGGUGAGGAAAAGAGAUGUCAAAUUUGCCAUGAGCCACAAUGUAACCCUUAUGCAAUUGAUGAGAUUCAAAAGGAUGAAGUUGUAGUUGCACCAAUAAAAGAACAUGAAAGUUAUGUAUACUUUGAGGAUCAAGAUUUUGAGGAGAGGCGACCUUAUUAGAGGAACAAAGGGCCAAUGAAGAGUCAUUUGAAGAUCCGAAAAAAAGACUAUGACCGUGAAGUGUUGGAACAUGCAUGAGAUUACAGUUUUGACGAUGAAGAGGAGGAUUGAUACCACAAUCCAUAUGAAGGGGAGCAUAGUUCUGAUUCGGAUUGGUCAUGUUUAGAUAAUUGUCACAGGAAAUAGAAUAGUAUACCAGUGACUGUAUUAGCUAUGUGUAUUAUUUGAUUUUCUAUAGUUGUAGGUUGUCUAUUGGAUUAUGUACUUAACUAGUAUUGU
Helianthus annuus (common sunflower) is the source of this 1732-nucleotide messenger RNA. RefSeq lists its product as uncharacterized. Lineage: Eukaryota; Viridiplantae; Streptophyta; Magnoliopsida; Asterales; Asteraceae. The coding region runs from base 1112 to 1453 and encodes 113 amino acids. The record is from RefSeq and is a predicted model, not a curated record. The transcript has 4 exons.